This is a messenger RNA of Symbiodinium natans, 2181 nucleotides long. Lineage: Eukaryota; Dinophyceae; Suessiales; Symbiodiniaceae. The record is from the annotation of a GenBank genome assembly.
AUGGCUUCUGACACCGAGGGCGAGUCUUCAGAAGAGGAUGUGCGAGAUUUAGGGUCUUACAGUUGUGAAGACCUGUGGCGUGAUCUACCUGAAGUGUUGAGAGCAUCUGUGUCGCCGAAUGCCCAACUUCCUGGACCCGACGUGCUGGGAAAUUUCUUCGAAGAUUUGUGUGAUGUGGAUUCUUUUAUCGAGGCGACUUGUACGGGUGUGGAGCCGGCUAGCAAGGUCCACUUGCGUCGUGUGCUUUGGACUCUGCAGUUGAGAGCCGCUGACCAGUUACAAAGGAUCCAGAAGCGUAGAGCACUAAUUCCUGCUGCGACAAAGUUCUUGUUGUCUCGCGCUGCCACGAAGAGGCAAAAGCUGCAAUUGGCUGGAGUCCCGCCGAAGCCUACAUCUUUCACUACAGCGUGGUUGCGCUCCAAAUCCGGGGCCAUCAAGCGUGGCCGGGUGCGGCGCACGCGCCGUGCCAAGCUUCUGGCGAAGGCUGAGAGCGAGUUGUCCAGAGUGGAGAUCGAGCGUCAGGAGCUGGAGCGAUGGAGACAGGAGCUGGCGUCCCUGGUUUCCGAAGCAAAGCUGCCUGUGGUGGGUCAUUCCAGUUCGGCUCGCGAUCCCGAGCUUGCUCUGUCCUUGGGCUUGGGUUCUGCACGUGCGUCAACCAUCCGGAAGCGAGUCCGUGAGUGGAAGAAAUUCCGCUCGUUUUGUCUGGCUACAACAGAUGAGGUCUGGCCACGGGACAAGUAUGCCGACGUCCCGUGGCCAGACCUCAUCUGUUGUAGCCAGAUUCUAGAUUAUUUGCAUGAACGCCGCCUGGAGCCCUGUGGACACAGCGUGCCGAAUGCAAUUUUGGGCUGCUUUGCAUUCAUGGAGAAGGCUGGGGGAGUUGCCCCGGCCGACAAGCUGUCAGAGCUAGCCAUCUUGCGCAACACGGUCAAUGUUAUUACGACGGAGUUACAGGCCCACGCACCACCCACCCGCAAGGCUCCUAUGAUGCCAGUGUCUAUCAUCGGCGCGACUGAGCUUGCAAUAGCCGAUGCAUCGUUGCCCCUGUACAUGCGCGCUUUUGCUUUUUAUAAGCUCCUGCGUCUAUGGUCAGCAAGUCGGGCUAGCGACCUGGAAGGGUUGGACCCAUCCUCUUUGAAGAUGUCGACGCAUGGGUUAUCUGGAGUUCUUGAUCGCACAAAAACUAGCGGACCUGGCAAGCGUAUCCGGUUUCUUCCAAUUUUUGUCAGCUGCAAGGUCUUCUUCAUGAAUCCGGACUGGCUGCAACAAGGUUGGUCCAUUUGGUGUUCCACCGAAUUUCAGUUUGAGAGGGAUUACUUUCUGCCGUUACCGAACACUGACGGUUCAGCGGCUAUUCACUCAAUGGCUACUUACGCAAGGACUUUGGCUCUGUCGAAGCAAUUCUUGAAGUUGUUGCGUAAACCAGCUUGGGGCGGUCACACCUGGCAGCUUUCUGCGUCCCCUUUGAUUGAAGCAGAGGCCGCUCUGUGUUUUUGGACUGAGCAUACAGAGCGCAACUGGCUGGUCUCCGUAUUAGCCAGCCUAGGUGUGCCGCGCGAUAAGCGUGACUAUGUAGGUCGCUGGCACAUAGUGACUGCGUCAGAUGAGUAUGUUCGAACUGCGCGUCAUGUGGUGCUGUCCUUGCAAGAAGAGGCUUUGCGCGGUGUCUGUCUGGACGAACGCUGGGACUUACUGAAUGGGGGUCUGGAAGAUCUGCCUUCUUUCUUGCAAGAGCGUGGUUGCGGCGAAAGGCUUGUCCAGAUACAGUCACAGGCUCUUCAACUGCGGUCAUGCUUACGUGUUUGCCUGGGACCCCAGCAUGUGCGGCCCAACAGUGCGUCUGCUGCAGAAGCGCCUGAGAUGGUGGCCGUGGAUGCCAGGGCGCCUAUGCCGGCAGUUCUGCAGGCCCGAGCGGAGGAGCUACCGCCUUUCUACAUUGCCAUCGUUGGCAAAGGCCGCUUACGACGGCUGCAUCGAAAAGGAGGAUGCGGAACAGCCACCAGAGAUCUGCGGGAAAUGCUACCGGUGUUUGAGCUUCAGGAUGCUGUGUACGACUCCGCGUGUAAGCACUGCUGGCGGAACGGGGAGAAUCCGGGUGAGGAUGCUGGAGAUGGAGCUGCUUCCAGUGACAGCCAUGGUAGUGACAGCAGUUCUUGCGGCAGCAGUAGUAGUGAGGCCUGA